ACGGCCCCACGUGGAUACGCAAACCACAUCAGUGGCAUAAAUCCGUAAAUUGUAGCAAAAUCGAGAGGUAUUUUCCAAGUUGUAAAUCCAUAUAAGCAGUUGCCGCUCAUCUCAUAAUCUCCCAUAAUUGUUUAUUAAAGUCUCUUUUGCUAUCUCCUUUACUUUGGUCGUUCACAAUGAAAGGAGGCACCGUCUCGUUUCUCUUCGUUCUUCUCAUCUCCACCUUCACCUCCAUUUUCUGCUUCCGUGAUGGGAUGUUACCAAACGGUGAUUUUGAGCUAGGACCAAAACCAUCAGACAUGAAAGGAACACAAGUGAUAAACAAGAACGCUAUUCCAAGCUGGGAGCUUACAGGCUUCGUCGAAUACAUAAAAUCCGGUCAAAAACAAGGAGACAUGCUCCUAGUAGUCCCUGCCGGAAAAUUCGCCGUCCGGCUAGGAAACGAAGCAUCGAUCAAACAGAGACUUAACGUGACCAAAGGAAUGUAUUACUCGCUCACGUUCAGUGCCGCAAGGACUUGUGCUCAAGACGAACGGCUCAACAUAUCGGUGGCCCCUGACUCGGGCGUCAUUCCUAUACAGACUGUGUACAGUAGCAGUGGAUGGGACCUAUACGCUUGGGCGUUUCAAGCUGAGAGUAACGUGGCAGAGAUCGUGAUUCACAAUCCUGGCGAGGAAGAAGAUCCUGCUUGUGGACCACUUAUUGAUGGUGUUGCCAUCAAGGCUCUAUACCCUCCAAGACCUACCAAUAAGAACAUAUUGAAAAAUGGAGGAUUCGAAGAAGGUCCCUAUCUACUCCCAAACUCCACAACCGGCGUUCUGAUUCCUCCAUUCAUAGAAGAUGACCACUCUCCUUUACCCGCUUGGAUGAUAGAAUCCCUCAAAGCCGUCAAAUACGUUGACGUCGAACACUUCUCAGUCCCACAAGGCCGUAGAGCCGUCGAGCUAGUUGCAGGGAAAGAAAGCGCGAUCGCUCAGGUGGCUAGGACCAUCAUAGGGAAGACAUACGUGCUUUCUUUUGCGGUUGGAGACGCGAACAACGCGUGCGAAGGCUCGAUGAUAGUCGAGGCGUUUGCGGGAAGAGACACGUUAAAGGUUCCUUACGAGUCGAAAGGGAAGGGAGGUUUCAAACGCGCUACUUUGCGGUUUGUGGCGGUUUCGACCCGCACGAGGGUUAUGUUUUACAGCACGUUUUAUGCGAUGAGAAGCGAUGAUUUCUCGUCGCUGUGUGGUCCCGUGAUCGACGAUGUUAAGCUCCUCAGCGUUCGCAAGGCUUAAAAUGGUCCUUGUUUUAUUUUAAAGGUUUUUUUCGUAUAAGGAGUGUGGGGUUUUUCUAAAAGAGUAAUUUUUAUCUCUGGUGCUUUUGAAAUGAGAUGAUUUAUAUACCGAGUGAGUUGUUAUGUUGUAGGGUUUUAUAUUAAACAGAAAUGUCUUGCUUAUAUCUAUUUCUUGUAUGAGAAGGCUGAAGAAAUGUUAUCGUUUUUAUUACUA
This is a messenger RNA of Brassica napus (rape), 1490 nucleotides long. RefSeq lists its product as uncharacterized. The transcript has 3 exons. Gene Ontology annotation, cellular component: plant-type cell wall. The record is from RefSeq and is a predicted model, not a curated record. Bases 177 to 1277 code for a protein of 366 amino acids. Lineage: Eukaryota; Viridiplantae; Streptophyta; Magnoliopsida; Brassicales; Brassicaceae.